Molecule: messenger RNA, 1278 nt
Organism: Aspergillus tubingensis
Lineage: Eukaryota; Fungi; Ascomycota; Eurotiomycetes; Eurotiales; Aspergillaceae
Product: phosphotransferase family protein
Exons: 5
Coding region: 1-1278 (425 amino acids)
Cellular component (GO): mitochondrion
Source: RefSeq, a predicted model, not a curated record
AUGUCUUACUCUGAGACAGACCUUUUCCAGUAUACUAGUGGCCGUUGGCUCUGGAACGAAGAGCAGCAGCUCAAGAACCGAUAUACUCCUUUCAAUGUGCCUGAGUUGAAGAGAAUUGCAGCGCAUAGUAUCGGUGCAGGUACAUGCACUGCAAUCACAAAAUUGGCAGAAGGAAACUACAAUAAAUGCUUUAGACUUGAGAUGGACAAUGGAUCAGCCGUGAUUGCACGAAUCCCCCACCCCAACGCCGGGCCCAGGUACUAUACUACGGCAUCUGAGGUUGCAACCAUGGACUUUGCUCGAACGAUUCUCGGAAUACCGACACGCCGUGUGUAUGCUUGGGAUGCCGACAAGGAUAACUCCGUCGGUUCUGAGUACAUCAUCAUGGAGGAAGCAUCAGGUACCAUGGUGCAAGAAGUGUGGGAAGAUUUUUCCAUCGAUGACAAAAUGGACUUCGCACAAGAGCUCGCUGAGUUACAGAGCAAGUUGCUUCAAGUACCCCUAAACUGCUAUGGAAGCCUGUACUAUGCAACCUCCAACAUCAAAGAUGCCGUUCCGGCUGAGACCAGUGGAGAAGUAACCCCAGAGCUUAGAGACGAGAUACGCCGUCGUUUUGUUAUCGGUCCAGUUGCGCUAAGAGACUAUUGGAACAAUCAACGUGCAAAGAUGGCCUUGGAUCGUGGACCAUGGCAACAACCACAGGAUUAUCUACUCUCCCUAGCUCGGCGGGAAGAGGCAUGGAUUCAGCAAUACGCAACAACAACAACAACAUCGCCAUCCGAAGAUUGCCCCCAGGCACCCUCAGCAACCCAAAGUGACCCAGACAGUCAUCUCUCCUUGCUGCACAAAUAUGCCAAAGUUGCACCCCAUCUCUGGCAUACAGAUCUGCACGCUGGAAACCUCUUCAUUCAAAACGGUAGAUUAUCUAGUGUCAUAGACUGGCAAGGACAGUGGAUAGCACCACUGGUGCUUCAAGGAUGUCCUCCAAAGCUAGUCCACUAUGAUGGCGAACUUAUCUUUGAAAAGCCCGAGAACUUCGAUGAUCUUGAUGCACAGGAAAAGUCUCGGAUCCGAAAAUGUAUAGGCAAGUCGAUGGUGUUCUAUCUUUAUCAACUGCGGAUUAAGAAUAGGUUCCCCCUUCUUUUGGAAGUCUUUGGACAUCCCUAUGGAGAAAUUAGGACGGAUCCAAUUACUAUGAUGGGCAAUACGUGGGAUAACGACAUCAUUCGAUUACGGGGACGUCUGAUAAUGGUGAUACUGGGAGUCAAUGGGAUUUGA